Molecule: messenger RNA, 1107 nt
Organism: Lucilia sericata (common green bottle fly)
Lineage: Eukaryota; Metazoa; Arthropoda; Insecta; Diptera; Calliphoridae
Exons: 2
Coding region: 1-957 (318 amino acids)
Source: RefSeq, a predicted model, not a curated record
AUGCUUAAAUCUCUAAAUGAUAGUGUAAAUUUUGCUUAUGCUGAUGACACAGCAAUUAUUGUCGCCGAUAAAAAUAUACAAAAUGCAACAAAAUUAAUGCAACAACAAUUAGAUAUUGCUGCACAAUGGUGCCAUGAUAAUGGCUUAGUUAUAAAUGCAAAUAAAACGAAAUUAAUGCAUAUAAAACCACGUCACCUAAUAGAUACCCCUAUUGUCAUAAAGUUCCAUGAUACAUCAUGUUUACACAAAAGAGCUCAAAAUCUAUAUUCACUUGGCAAUCCCGAAACAUGCACAACAAAUAUUGAAUUGGUAAAGACAUACAAAUAUUUAGGUGUUUACGUAGACAAUUGCUUCAAAUGGAAACCGCAAAUAAAUGAAAUAAGAAAAAAACUUCGGAAAGCAUCAUACGUGUUAUAUCAUUUAAGUAAUUGCGCUACAUACAGUGUUCUUAGGCAGGCUUACUUCUCACUUGCGGAAUCCUAUAUAAGACAUGGGAUCUCUGCCUGGGGAAGCGCCAAAUAUAGUAAAACACUGCAAAAAACCCAAGAUCAAAUCCUCAAAAUACUCUGGAAAAAUCAUAAUAACUCAAGAAAUACCAGCACAUGCACAAAUAUCAACAUCAACACUAGAAUCACCAACAACACGAACAUAAACAGCAUCAGAAGUUUUCCAAAAGAAUUGAAUAUACUCAAUGUAAACAGAAUAUACUCUACAAGCCUAGCUAGCGACUUUUUCGAUGACAGUAGAUUCCUACAUCCUAUUGACCACGGAUACAACACCAGGCGUCGCAGUCAAAAAAGAUUUAAAGUAGAACGUUUUUAUAAUGAGUAUGGGAAAAGCACAUUACCUGUUAUGUUACCAACUAUUAUUAAUAAGCUUCCUAUAACUAUACUAAACACUACAAAUGUUAUGAAGAGAAAAAAAUUAAUUAAACAGUUUUUUAUAAGUUCGCAAUGAACAAUUAUUUCCUUUAUAUAAAAAAUUAAUUUACUAUGUAUUAUAAAUUUAUAUUAAUAUUUAUAAUUAUUUAUAAUUAUUUAUCCUGCUGACAAGCCCAACGGCUUAGCGGGUUUAGUACUAAUCAAAAAUGUUUUUGUAUAAUUUCCU